AUACGGGAUACGUGAGCGAUCUUUGAAUGGUUCAAACAUCUUCUUAUCUAUAGUUUCUGCUGGUCGCAUCUCAAUUGCGCGUGAUUAUAGCCCGAUGUAGAAUAAGAUUCUUUUGAAAUACAUCUAGUGGUUAUAGUCAUUCCCUUCUGGGAAGUCCGAACACUUGGAUUCCAACUCAAAUCCGUGGUCGUAAUUGAAGCAUCAAUUCCGAAGGGUAUCGAGUAAUGAAAAUCAUAUUCCAUGAAGACCAAGAGUUACCCGCAAUAUCAUAAACAAACUUGUUUCUUCCUGUCAUUUUAUCUUAGACAAUGGAUGAACGUGCCGCAAUCCCAGUUACUCUACCAAGAGAUAACCCCACCCGGAGCUAUUGGCAGCUUGAACCAGAUGAGAUCGCGGAUAUGCGCUCGACCGACUCGCUUCCGGAGAAGGCGGAAGUCCUCAUUAUUGGCAGCGGGAUCACCGGAGCCGCAGUGGCUUUCAACCUUCUAGAGAGAGGCACCCGCGACAUCGUUAUGCUGGAGGCUCGACAGGCAUGCUCGGGCGCGACGGGGCGGAACGGCGGUCACACGAAGGCUGCAUCUUACCUGUCAUUUCUAAUGCAUGAGAAGCAGCACGGCACUGCCAUGGCUGCGAAGAUCGCUCGCCUCGAGCUAGCGAAUAUUCGUGCCGUGCAUGCAUUCGCAAGAGAACAUGGCAUUGAUUGCGAUAGUCAUCCAUGUACUACAGUGGACGUGGUUUAUAAUGCGGAGCGGUGGGAGUUCGACCAGCGCGCCGUUGAGGCCAUGCAAGAUGCCAUGCCUGGUGAUGAUGCCUCCGUGUAUGCUGUCCACGGCGCCGAGGAAAUGCGAUCCAAGUUCUUCUGUGGCAGUGGAGGAGACGAGGGGGUCUAUGGUGGUUUGUCUUACGAAGCCGGGAGUUUAAAUUCUUACAAGUUUGCUAUCGGCGUGCUAAAGCUGUGCUUGGAAAAAGGGCUCAACUUGCACACGAAUACUCCCGCGCUCAACUUGGAAAAGCUAGAAAGCGGUGGCUGGAAGGUCAAGACCUCUAGAGGCUCGAUAUACGCACAGAAGAUGGUACUAGCUACCAAUGGAUAUACAGCGAACACCUUGAAAAGUUUCCAAGGAAUUAUCGUCCCCCUGCGCGGCCAUGUUACUGCGCAGCGGCCCGGUCUAAGCAUUCCGAAAGAUCGUUUAGCUGGUUCAUACAGCUUCUUUAGCGAAAAGGGGUACGACUACAUGAUCCAGCGGCCGAAGGGCUCGAAGUUCGAGGGGGAUCUCGUGAUUGGCGGGGCUCUGUCUAAAGCCGUUGCAGAGGGUCUCGAGGAGUACGGGACGACGGACGAUACUACGCUUAACGAAGACAUUGUAAAAGCUCUCGAAGACAGCCUGCCGAGAUACUUUGGUGACAAUUGGGGCGAAGAUAAUCCUGAUGGUCGUAUACGUAAUGCAUGGACUGGUAUUAUGGGAUAUAGCCCCGAUGGUUUGCCCUUCGUCGGGGAGGUGCCAGGUGAAAAAGACCUCUGGGUAUCUACUAGUUUCCAAGGUCACGGCAUGGUGCUCUGCUGGAUGUGCGCCCGCGCGCUCACGGUUAUGAUGAAUAGUCGCCCCGAAGAAGAUGAGGAGUUGAAUUCCUGGUUUCCUGAAGUGUACAGGAUUACCGAAGAGAGAAUGCGUUUGACUUUUAGGGGCCGUCUUCGUAACUGAGAUGAAGUAUUUUGUGAUAGUAUUUGUAUGCUAUUUAUGCGAAUCCUGAGAAAGGGGCUUUCUUAAAAGAUCCUUACCGGCAUUUCGCCUGGUAUUAACAGCGGGGUAUGCAUUAACGUUGCAUUUGAAUCUCAAGGUAAAAAGCGUAGAAGAUGCAGCGUCUAUAUCCUUAUUGGUUUUCUACGUAUCUUGCCAGGAUCAUCUACCCCCUUAGCACUAGGUACUUCAAGCCCUUGUCGGGUCUGUAGAUCCGGCAUAUGCGUCUUAUCGUUCUUAUGAGGUAAGCGACAUCUCGUUCGUGCUGUCGCCAUUUAGAUGGACACCCUCGCGCUAUACGUUCUUAGCGAAAACACGAAGACGUCGUUUCUUCCGGUAAAAGUUGCACUUGGUGUACAGAGCUUGGCAUGCAGA
Messenger RNA from Daldinia caldariorum, 2114 nucleotides. Its product is annotated as FAD dependent oxidoreductase. NCBI's taxonomy places the organism in Eukaryota, Fungi, Ascomycota, Sordariomycetes, Xylariales, Hypoxylaceae. The coding region runs from base 309 to 1703 and encodes 464 amino acids. Gene Ontology annotation, cellular component: cytoplasm. The transcript is spliced from 3 exons. Gene Ontology annotation, molecular function: oxidoreductase activity. The record is from RefSeq and is a predicted model, not a curated record.